Penicillium malachiteum is the source of this 969-nucleotide messenger RNA. RefSeq lists its product as uncharacterized. The coding region runs from base 1 to 969 and encodes 322 amino acids. The record is from RefSeq and is a predicted model, not a curated record. The transcript has a single exon. Lineage: Eukaryota; Fungi; Ascomycota; Eurotiomycetes; Eurotiales; Aspergillaceae.
AUGGACAAUAACACGAGCGAUAUGACUACCUUAGUUCAAGGAUGGAACUCAGGCCCUAACACUCGAGGGACCAUGGACAUAAUAUGGUCUUCAUUACUGACAAUUGUCCUCUGCACCUGGACCGCGCUUUGUUUGAACCUCCCUCACCCUAACGAUGGGUCUUUCGAAAUCCUCCGUCAACGAGCAAAAUGGAUUUUCUGGGCUAUUGUCGCCCCAGAACUAGUCCUUACAGUUGCCAUGGGCCAAUAUGCAUCGGCGCGCCGAUCUGUCCUCAGGUUUCGAAAGUUUACGGCCCAGCAGGAUAGUUGGACUCUUCGGCAUGGGUUUUAUGCUGAUAUGGGUGGAAUGCUUCUUCAGCCCAGAGCAAGCACCCCGUUUCUUGUCAAUGCUCGUCAGCUGGCAUAUCUGGUGGAAAAAGGAUAUGUGGAAGUUCCCCAGAUCACAGCAGGGGAGAUCUGGGACCGAUCCAAAACUGAUGCUUUAGGGCGUCUUCUCUCAUUACUCCAAGCCACUUGGUUCUUAAUAGAAUUGCUUGGCCGUGCUUUUCUCCAGCUUCCCACAACCACAUUAGAACUUUCUACGGGAGCGAUUGUGGUCUGUACCAUGGGUACAUUUCUCUGCUGGUUCCAUAAACCAAGCGAUGUACAGACUGGCAUCAUCUUGAAAACAGAAGCUACAAGGGCAGACAUUCUAAUCGAUGCUGGUGAUGCUGCCGCUGUUCCUUACAAGCACACGCCUCUUGACUUCAUCGCUAAGCAAUCACCGACAUGUGGAUUUGAAGUUAUGGAAUUUUUCAAUCUGCGCUUUGACAAUCGCGAAAGGCCAUUACGUCGUUUCCCCAAUGACCGUUUCCCUGAUAUUGGAACGAUGGAAAAGUUUCUUCCAUUCUGUACCACUACCACCUUUGCGUCUCUCCAUUUGAUAGGAUGGAACUUUGAAUUCCCAUCCCAGACCGAAAAGGUCUUGUAG